This is a messenger RNA of Cladophialophora carrionii CBS 160.54, 1419 nucleotides long. RefSeq lists its product as uncharacterized. NCBI's taxonomy places the organism in Eukaryota, Fungi, Ascomycota, Eurotiomycetes, Chaetothyriales, Herpotrichiellaceae. The transcript has 2 exons. The record is from RefSeq and is a predicted model, not a curated record. The coding region runs from base 1 to 1419 and encodes 472 amino acids.
AUGCCGCCGAUGAAAAAUACACCGCCUGCAAAGGCCGUCAAAACUGAACGGACUCACGAGGAGAACCAGGAAAGAGCAUAUAUCGCUGCCUCGAGAAGAAGUGAUCGAAGCCUGGAGGCUCGAGUAGAAUCUGCUCGGAGAGCAUCUGAAAUACACAAACGACGGACGGGCCGGUCACUCCGAGUAACUGAGCAAGAUGUCAUCAAUGAAGAGAUGUAUGAAGAGGAGGACGAUGAUCUGCCUUUGCAGUACAGGCGCCUUACGGAGCAUUUGCAAACCGGCUCGGCCGACUUCAAUAGACGGUUGGCCGCAUAUCUGACAAACCAGGUGGCGAUGCGAACCGCAAUGGAGCAAAUGGUCCAAGGCCCAUAUGGCCUACAUCCCGGUCGCGGUUAUCAAGGCAGCGCUGGUAUGUUUCCGUCCCCUAUGCUCCCUCAGCAGCAGGGCAUGGUUCAAUCGCCAAGCGCAUAUCAGCGUCCCGCACCAUAUCCCUCACCGCAUCACCCCAGCUUCCGCCAGGCACAUGGCAGAGCCUUCUCAAUGCAAGCGAUGCCCACAGCUCAAGGGAUGAGAUCUCCGUCCGCCUCCGUCCAACAGCUGUCAACGGAUAAUCGGAGGUUGUCGACGCCGUCCUCGGUUCAUCCUGAUCUCUCGUCAGGUCCACAAAUCCAAACAGACGGAUUGAAAGCAGAUCCGGAAUAUCAACGUCAAACCCAGUCAGCGACACUCCCUCAAGGCGGAUCGGGAUCGAAUGGACCUAUGCCUUUCUGGCGAGACAUGGGACCUUUCACAACUUCGCUGCCACCAGAGUCCCAGCAGAUGCUUGCACAAGCACCAGGCUUCGACGUCAGGGAUCCAGACUAUGCCAUGCUAAUGCACGGCUCAGAGCAGUUCAUCAACGAUCCCUACUACCCCUGGCAGAACAUGCACGGCGGCAUCAAAGGUAUGCCAGUCCACCCGUCAGCAUAUCCGGGUAUGUCAGCGACACUGGCACCGGCGGCACUAGAGAAGAAUGCCGACUAUAUCGUAAGGCAACCUGGCACCACUGUUUCGACAUCAGGCAGCGGACCCACUUCUGCCCCUGCAGCAGUCACCGAUGCCCUGCCUAGUGCCGGUCUUGACUUCAAAUUCAGUCAAGAAAGCAAGGAGCCCGCCUUCAGCGCAAUAGCUGGCGACAUGGCCAUCAGUUCAGGUCAGGUGACCCCUGCCGGCGAGGGCUUCUGGGACCACUUCGUCAUGGACGGUAGCUGGGAGGAUAGCGCGAAAGAGACCCACCGCCCUGGUGCUGACAGCAAACCUGGUGAUGACAAUAAGCCUGGCGGUGACGGUAUGCCUGGGGUUGACGCCAUGCCCGGCAGCAAUCUUCGCAGCGUCGAGAUUGGAUCCGGAGGCGAGAUGGAUCGAAAGCAUGGCGCUUGA